This is a messenger RNA of Drosophila busckii, 556 nucleotides long. RefSeq names its product V-type proton ATPase subunit F (gene Vha14-2). Gene Ontology annotation, cellular component: proton-transporting V-type ATPase, V1 domain; membrane. Gene Ontology annotation, biological process: proton transmembrane transport. The transcript has 4 exons. NCBI's taxonomy places the organism in Eukaryota, Metazoa, Arthropoda, Insecta, Diptera, Drosophilidae. The record is from RefSeq and is a predicted model, not a curated record. The coding region runs from base 57 to 446 and encodes 129 amino acids. Gene Ontology annotation, molecular function: proton-transporting ATPase activity, rotational mechanism.
ACGAAUUUCAGCGCAUAACUAAACUGAAACUGAGCUGUGUUAUAAGAAAAAAAAAAAUGUCUUCAAACGAAUUGGAUAGCGAAACAAAGUUGAUGGCUGUCAUAGGCGAUGAGGACACCUGCGUGGGCUUUUUGCUGGGCGGCAUUGGUGAAGUGAACGAGCAGCGUCAGUCCAACUUUAUGGUGGUGGAGCGAGACAGCAGCGCAGCUGACAUUGAGGCGUGCUUCAAGCGCUUUUUAGCACGUGAGGACAUUGCCAUAAUUAUAAUAAAUCAAGUAUACGCAGAUCUUAUACGCGCCACAGUGGAUGCGCAUGUGUUGCCGCUGCCCACUGUGCUGGAGAUUCCCUCAAAGCAGCAGGAAUAUGACAGCAACAAGGACUCGAUACUCAAGCGCGCAAAUCAGGGCAUUUUAAAGCCGCUGCGACGUCGCAAUAAUUUCAACUAGCCAAGUACAGUAUGCAUUGUCAGUUAACGGGCGCCGCACAAUUGAUUUGAAAACUUUUGUGAGCGAAACGCAAAUAUUUUAUACAAGUUGUGCAACUUUUUGAAGGAAAU